Protomyces lactucae-debilis is the source of this 618-nucleotide messenger RNA. RefSeq lists its product as uncharacterized. The annotation marks the transcript as partial. Gene Ontology annotation, cellular component: U5 snRNP; U2-type post-spliceosomal complex; U4/U6 x U5 tri-snRNP complex. NCBI's taxonomy places the organism in Eukaryota, Fungi, Ascomycota, Taphrinomycetes, Taphrinales, Protomycetaceae. The record is from RefSeq and is a predicted model, not a curated record. The transcript has a single exon. Gene Ontology annotation, biological process: RNA splicing; generation of catalytic spliceosome for second transesterification step.
GUUGCGUCUAUUCGCAAAGAACUGGUUGAGCUGGGCGAGCCCAUCCUGCUGUUUGGAGAAUGCCAUCAAGACACGCUAGAGAGACUGGAGAAUAUCAAGGCAGCCAAAGAACGAGCGAGCAAUACAAAUGAGUCUAUACUUGCAGCUGCAUAUGGUACACCCACUGGACUUGAUGAUUUAACUCUAGAGAAGCUUGAGAUUUCCUUGCCUGCCAAACCUGAGCAGCUCAUUGCAUUUUUGAGACUACAGCUUAAAGCGUGGCAAGUACACGAUAAGGACACAGAUGAAGAGAAACGAUACACAAUGGCACGCGAACAUCUAGCACGACUUAUCAUGCGACUACAAGCGGACAACCUGCCACCAGACGUGAUGAAGAACUUGACACUGCUCUGUCGGGCGUGCCUCAAGCGCGACUUUUCAGCAGCCAAUUUGAGUUACCUCAACAUCAGCAUCGGCAAUGCUGCCUGGCCUGUUGGUCUCACAUAUACUGGUAUUCACGAACGCGCUCAGAGAGAAAGGAAGAGUCAUGAAAUCAACACGGCACAUGUGCUAGAUGAUGAGAGCACGCGGCAGUGGCUGCAAAGUCUAAAGCGUCUCUUGACAUUCAUUGAGAGUCAG